AUGCCACCUCUACACAUAAUCCCGACAUCUAAUCGAUUUGGCGUUUUAUCCAAGAACGAGCAUCGCACAACGCAACCGACAACAUUGUCUCAAUCCGUGAGCCAACAUGAUACUGCUAUGGUUACCAGCACAAACGUACACGAGGGCAAUGAUCAUAAUUCGGAGUGGGUGAAAGUCGAGAACAAGCUGAAAAAUGACUUGAAUCCUGAAUAUGUAGGAUGCAUCUUGAAGCCCCCCGAAGCAUUGCCCAAGGGAUUCAUUGAUGGCCUACCCCAGCGAGCCUAUAGCCAUUUGUUCGUCAUCAGCGAAGUUUCAGGCACUGGAGAUCUUAAGAUAUGCAUGAUCACCUCAAAUCGUAAGGCCAAACAGAAGAAAAUGCGAAUCAGAGGGAGCGAGGAAGAACGCCGCGAGUCUGCGGAAGAGCUUGUGAUCGAAGGCACUUGUCCUCUUCAGCUCAGGUCUUGGCUCAAAGUUGAAGAACGAUAUGGAAUAAGCGCUUUGAGGUGGGCUAAUUGCGCCGAAGAUCUUCUCGUAGCGGGUUGCCGAUUGUCUGUCAAGUCGAUAAAGAAAGUCAGGCGGGCCGAUAUCAACUAA
This is a messenger RNA of Colletotrichum costaricense, 594 nucleotides long. RefSeq lists its product as uncharacterized. Lineage: Eukaryota; Fungi; Ascomycota; Sordariomycetes; Glomerellales; Glomerellaceae. The coding region runs from base 1 to 594 and encodes 197 amino acids. The transcript has 2 exons. The record is from RefSeq and is a predicted model, not a curated record.